Molecule: messenger RNA, 1207 nt
Organism: Bursaphelenchus okinawaensis
Lineage: Eukaryota; Metazoa; Nematoda; Chromadorea; Rhabditida; Aphelenchoididae
Source: the annotation of a GenBank genome assembly
AUGGACAGCACCAAGAAUUCCAAGAAGUCAAAGGCGGAAGAGAAGGACAAAGUCAAGGAAUUACAACGAAAAAUGGUGGAGCGGAACCAAGAACAUGAAGAUCAAUUACAAGGCCUGGCGGAGCAGAACUUUCGGCUCAGGCGACAACUUACGAAAGUAAGACUAGCGGCGGUAAGUUUAACUUUUGUUGCAAAUUCUUGUCUUUAAAAAUGAUUUUUAAGUUUUUUAAAUAUUUAUUUUUAUAUAAGUUAAGCUAUUGUAUUCGCUGUUACUAAUGUAUGUUAUCUUAUAGGAUAGCCAUGGGUUGGGAUUGUGCGUUUACGUCCAAUUUUGUUCUAUUGUCUUUCUGAACUCGUCUGUCUAUCUUAAUCUGGGCCUUCCAACUGGUCUCUGACCUGGGGGAGUCCAAUUUGCUUAGUUUUUUAACCGUAAAAAUUUCAGCGGCAUACAAUCGACUCACCUGAUGAGAAGGUUGCAACCGUCAGUCCAGUGGUCCCGCCGCCAGCUCAAUCUUCAACCGCUGUAAUGGAUAAUACGGGUACCAAUAAUGGAACUAUACAUAUUGAACACGGCCAGCACAUCAAGGUAUGAAGUAAUUUAGGAUCUUAGUGUAAAAUAUAUUGUUUUUGUUAUGAUAAAAACUAACAAAUUAAAAAUAUUUUUUCUGCAAUUGAUUUGAAUGAUAAAAAUUACAGAAGACGAAAAACUAUAAUAUAAUUCUGCCGCAACCCAUAGUAGUCAUGCCCUUAGACGUGGCGUUAAUUCAAUUGGACAAGACACUGGAAAAGGUGUGUGGUAUCAAAAAAAGAAAAGAAAAAGUAAGUUUGAGUAUUGUUUGUUAAAAAGCGGAACCAUUUAAAGAUUAUAUCUGUCAUAUAUUGCGUUGUGUUAGAAUUUAGCUACUUUAACACGGUAUUUACAGAUCCCAAUACCUAAAGCUUUUCCUCGGCACGUGGAGUACAGUUUUAGUUACGACUUGGAAAAAGUACAAGAACAAAUGCCAGCCAGACGCCUUCAAACAAAAACACAACAGAAGCAGUCAUGGCAAUUACGCUACCUGAUCAAGAAGAACAAAGAUCAAAAGCCGCUGACGCCGUACGACGUGUACUUAGUGGUUGGAUACAGCCAACUGUCGACCUCGUUCCAACCCGUCGAUGGCCCUACCUUCUACAGUCUAUAUGAGAUUCCUGCCCCGAAUCCUAAAUAA